AUGGUUUCUGCUAGUUUAUUCUCAGCGUUACUUCUGGUCUCCAUCAUUCGAGAAUCAGCAGCAUUUUCCAGACCAAUCGGAGCUACCGAUGGGAUCUAUACUUUUACAGCCAAUUCAACCAGCUACAUGGGAUCAGCAAAUGUUACCAAACGUAAUCGUCUCAGAGACACGGGUGUGCAUUGUGAAACAAGCGUCUAUUUUUCGACGGCUGAUAUGGAUAAAGCAAUUGAAGGCCUUGCUCAGUUUUUUGGCACUGGGAAUUCCUUCUAUGCACGCAGUGUUUCAAGUUAUUAUGGAUCGGCUGUUGCAUUCGGCUGUAAUUAUGGAAAUGGACAACAUAUGGAUGCCGAAUUUUUCCGAAAUGAACAAAAUUUGAUUAAUACGAAAUGUGGAUCUGGUCGAGGUGGCUGGAAUGGUCAUGAAAGUUGGAAGUCAUCGUAUGGGCGGACAUCAGCAGCGAAAAGUUUUUGUUAA
Messenger RNA from Didymodactylos carnosus, 474 nucleotides. NCBI's taxonomy places the organism in Eukaryota, Metazoa, Rotifera, Eurotatoria, Philodinida, Philodinidae. The record is from the annotation of a GenBank genome assembly.